Molecule: messenger RNA, 2107 nt
Organism: Thunnus maccoyii (southern bluefin tuna)
Lineage: Eukaryota; Metazoa; Chordata; Actinopteri; Scombriformes; Scombridae
Gene: vdac3
Product: voltage-dependent anion channel 3
Exons: 11
Coding region: 121-1095 (324 amino acids)
Biological process (GO): monoatomic anion transmembrane transport
Cellular component (GO): mitochondrial outer membrane
Molecular function (GO): voltage-gated monoatomic anion channel activity
Source: RefSeq, a predicted model, not a curated record
UCGGCCGGAGGUCUGACUCGCGCCUGCUCAGUGUGUCCGUCUGCUUUCUCCUUCACGGUGUCCCGCUGCAGCGACCAGCGCACAGAAACUCUGUACGCUCCGCCCCAUAAAUACAGAGACAUGGCAGAGAAUAAAGUGGAGAGUGUGGUGCAUCAGGACAAGACAGGAAAAGACAAGCAGGCAGAGAACAAAGACCAAUGUGUGACAUGUCAGCACCACGUACCCAAGGGACAUGGCACAAUGGCCGUCCCUCCUGCAUACUCAGACCUGGGAAAAUCUGCCAAAGACAUCUUCAAUAAGGGCUAUGGCUACGGAGUUCUGAAGCUGGAUGUAAAGACCAAGUCCCAGAGCGGUGUUAUGGAGUUCUCCACCUCCGGCUCCAACAACACAGACACAGGGAAGUCAGGAGGCCACCUGGAGACCAAGUAUAAAGUGAAGGACCUGGGUCUCAAUUUCAACCAGAAAUGGAACACAGACAACACUCUCACCACAGAAGUCACCAUGGAAGACCAGCUGGCUAAAGGUUUGAAGCUUGGCUUGGUCACGUCAUUUGUGCCCAACACCGGCAAGAAGAGUGCCAAACUGAAGACCGCCUACAAGCGUGACUUUGUCAACGUGGGCUGCGACCUGGACUUCGACAUGGCCGGUCCCACCGUCCACGCGGCUGCUGUGCUGGGUUACGAGGGCUGGCUGGCUGGCUACCAGCUGGCUUUUGACACUGCCAAAUCUAAGCUCACCCAGAACAACUUCGCCCUGGGCUACAAGGCUGGUGACUUCCAGCUUCACACCAACGUUAACGACGGCACAGAGUUUGGUGGCUCCAUUUACCAAAAGGUGAACAGCAACAUGGAGACAGCGGUCCACUUGGCCUGGACAGCCGGAAGCAACAACACACGAUUUGGAAUUGGAGCCAAAUACCAGCUGGAUAAGGACGCCUCUCUGUCUGCCAAAGUUAACAACGCCUGCCUCGUUGGAGUUGGAUACACACAAACCCUCAGGCCAGGAGUGAAGCUCACUCUCUCAGCUCUGGUUGACGGGAAGAACGUCAACGGCGGCGGACACAAGGUCGGCAUGGGUUUCGAGCUGGAGGCAUAAAGAUUUUGGCGUGAGGACAGACAGGAAGAGAGGAAAGCAACAUAGGAGAAGAAUAAAGAGCCCAAAUGUGACAACACCUCAAAGGUCCACUCAGCGACACUUAAACACAUCUUCCCUCUGAGUCCUACACACACACGCACACAGAUACGUGCACGCAGACACAGUCCGCACACACAGUCCGCACACACAUUCUUUGGCCUUAACCUUGCAACCCCAAGACCUCCAGUACUGUUAUUUUAAAAGGAAUCAAGCAUAAUUUUGUGUUAGUUACUUUUACAUUUCCCAUUAUUUACAGAUUCCACAACCAACUUUGGAGUAAUUACUAUCAGAAUACAGCAAAACAACAGAGCUGUCAGUAGCAAAGUCAUGCCAAGUCAUCCAUUUUUUCCAAAUAAUGUGCUACUUAUCACCAGUGCACUCUCACUAUAGCAUUUGUGUCUCAAAUAUGUCUGUAUUCUUUCUGAAAAUGAGAUUUAAAGCACCAGAUUUAUUUUUGACUGCGUGGUCAGCUCAGUUUGUUCAGAUAUAUUUGGGUUUUAGACAGAAUAAUUAGAUUAUUAGAGGAUGCGUGUUCCGGUAGAUCGUGGUUUUGUUGCAUGCUUUCAAGGCUAGAGGGAAGUUUUUGACUUUUCGUUGUCACAUUGACAAGUACAGCGACUGUAAACGGAUGCAGUAAAAGCUGAAGAGACUUCAGUACAACAGACAAAGAGUAGCUGAUCCUUCUCAGACUUUGAUUCCACCGUUUAACCUCAGUAACACAGUUAUGAGCUGUGAACCUUCAGUUGCCUAAAUGUCUAUUUUUCAGGUUCCUGUUUGGUUAAAAAAAAAGGGGCCGAUGGCAAUUUGGAUUUCUGUGUCACCUCUUUGUCUCGUUUUGUGUCCUGUACCUGUUCAACCUUUACCACUACAUCUCACUUUACCUGUGCUGUGCUUUGUAUAGGAAAGUUAGCCAACAGUUAGGACCUCAAACUGAUUUUAUUGAAUUAAUGGAAUAAAGAAAUGUCAAACACUA